AUGAUCUCUCGGUUCUUUGAAGGCUAUACGUUUCAAAAGUAUGUGGACUCAGACAGCGGGGAUGACUCUGACAAGCACUCUCGUGAAGAGAGCUGGAGGCUCAUCUCCUCCUUGCGGGAGCAGCUGCCACCCACCACGGUCCAGACCAUUGUCAAACGCUGUGGCCUGCCCAGCAGUGGCAAGCGCAGGGGCCCUCGCGGGGUUUAUCAGAUCCCCCAGCGACGCGGGCUUCAGGGCAAAGACCCCCGCUGGGCCACCAUGGCUGACCUGAAGAUGCAGGCGGUGAAGGAGAUCUGCUACGUGGUGGCCCUGGCUGACUUCCGCCACGGGCGGGCUGAGAUUGAGGCCCUGGCCGCCCUCAAGAUGCGGGAGCUGUGUCGCACCUAUGGCAAGCCAGAAGGCCCCGGAGAUGCCUGGAGGGCUGUGGCCCGGGAUGUCUGGGACACUGUAGGUGAGGAGGAAGGAGGUGGAGCUGGCAGUGGUGGUGGCAGUGAGGAGGGAGCCCGAGGGGCGGAGGUGGAGGACCUCCAGGCCCACGUCGACAAGCUGACGGGGAUUCUGCAGGAGGUGAAGCUGCAGAACAGCAGCAAGGACCGGGAGCUGCAGGCCCUGCGGGACCGCAUGCUCCACAUGGAGAGGGUCAUCCCCCUGGCCCAGGAUCAUGAGGAUGAGAAUGAAGAAGGUGGUGAGGUCCCCUGGGCCCCGCCUGAAGGAUCAGAGGCAGCAGAGGAGGCAGCCCCCAGUGACGGCAUGCCGUCAGCCCAGCCCCCCUCGCCACCACUGUCAAGCUGGGAGCGGGUGUCACGGCUCAUGGAGGAGGACCCUGCCUUCCGUCGUGGUCGUCUUCGCUGACUCAAGCAGGAGCAGCUACGGCUGCAGGGACUGCAGGGCUCUGGGGGCCGGGGCGGGGGGCUGCGCAGGCCCCCAGCCCGCUUUGUGCCCCCUCACGACUGCAAGCUAUGCUUCCCCUUCAAGAGCAACUUCCAGCACCGGGAGUCUUGGCCAGGGAUCGGGAGCGGGGAGGCUCCAACUCCACCCCAACCCCUUGAGGAGGUCACUCCCCCUCCAGCCACCCCUGCCUGCAGGCCUCCGAGUCCCCGAAGGUCCCACCAUCCCCUCAGGAACUCCCUAGAUGAAGGGGGCCGAUCCCGGGGAGCGGGUUCUGCACAGCCUGAACCCCAGCACUUCCAGCCCAAAAAGCACAACUCUUAUCCCCAGCUACCCCAACCCUACCCAGCCCAGCGGCCCCCAGGGCCCCGCUACCCCCCAUACACUACUCCCUCACGAAUGAGACGGCAGCGUUCUGCCCCUGACCUCAAGGAGAGUGGGGCGGCUGUGUGA
Nomascus leucogenys (northern white-cheeked gibbon) is the source of this 1341-nucleotide messenger RNA. RefSeq names its product kinesin-like protein KIF1C. The record is from RefSeq and is a predicted model, not a curated record. The transcript has 3 exons. NCBI's taxonomy places the organism in Eukaryota, Metazoa, Chordata, Mammalia, Primates, Hylobatidae.